This is a messenger RNA of Bolinopsis microptera, 2121 nucleotides long. RefSeq lists its product as uncharacterized. The coding region runs from base 262 to 2121 and encodes 619 amino acids. The record is from RefSeq and is a predicted model, not a curated record. NCBI's taxonomy places the organism in Eukaryota, Metazoa, Ctenophora, Tentaculata, Lobata, Bolinopsidae. The transcript has 5 exons.
AUAACUUAUAGUGAUUUAUUUAGCUAAUCUUGUGUUAUUGUAAACCACAACGGCCAUGAAUAUAAAGCUAUAAGAAAGUAACGAGGAGUAUUUCAGCUGUUACAGUAAACAGAAGAAUACGAUCAAACCUGCCAGAUUGAAUCUUAACAGUUUCUCAAUAUCAGAUAUUAUAAUAACUGAUCUACGAUGGAAGCCGAAUAUUUGAAGAAUGGAGAACAAAUUUUCAAAUAAUACUGCUUAACAGCUAAAAACCAGCCUACAAUGCUUCCAAGAGCUCCAGAGCAGACCUACAUAGACAGAUAUCCAGAAGAAGAUCAACCAGCUGGUCCAAGCUUUACAGAUGACAGACGACAUCAGUCAGACUAUGAGACCGAGGUUAAAAUGUAUAGGGCUUCAGAAUUAGGGUUAGAUAAAAACUUUAUUGUUCUUCACAGUUUUAUUUACACACACGAUCAGUAUUGCCUGUGUGCAGGUAAAAGCCAUGUUAGGAACAGAAAAACGUGUAACAAGUGCAAGAAUCUGUUUAGCAAGGAAGGCGAGUGCGAUUUUAUCAUCAUUUGUCCGGACAGUUUCAUUGUUAUCGAGGUGAAGAACAUGGAGCAUGUUGAUAGAGAGAUGAUGGAAUGUGAACCAGACUUCCACUUGUGUUCUAUUGGCGAGGACCGGCAACCUGAGUGCACAACUAGAAAAUUGGAGGCAUUGAUUGGUACGUACAGGAAGUCAGCUGAGCAAAGAAGCAAGAUAGUGGAACUGAUCAAGUGUAUUGACAAGGACGCAACUAUUCUUCAGUUUACAGCGUACCCUAAUUUUAGUAAACAGUUUAAAGAACAGUUUCAAUUUAGUGAGUUGACAGAAUUCCGGUUAAGUGAUAAUGAACUGUCGACUAUUAUAUUUGAAGAGGACCUUUGUCGCAACAAAUUAGAUUUUUCAAAGAAAUCCUCGAUAAACUCGGCGACAAGUUAUUUUUCUCGUAUAGUAAGCUGCUUUUCUCGCUGCUGCAAUAAAACCACUGACACAGAUGACACGAGCAGUGAAGAAGAAGUACUAUCUGACUCAGACAAUAAUCAAUCAAACAGGGAAUUAGUUAAAACAGAUGAGGACGUGUCUAAUUUUGAUGCUUGGUGGGCAGAAAAUGUAACUCAGGCCAUAUCAUCUAUAAGAAUAGUUUCUGAAGAAACAGUAUCAAAUACAGAAAUACCAAUAUCUGGAUACAAUCAGAAUUCUCAUGAGAAAGCAAGAAACAUUUUACUAGCCAUAUGGGCCACAGACAAUAACAAAUGUGAUCAAUCCAAGUGCAGUUUAGGACGUUGUAUUAUGGAUGUCAACAAACAACUUAAGGAAGGUCGCAUUACUUUUGAGCCUAAAAAAGGUAAAAAACGUUAUCAAAAUCCCGCAGUUGUCAAAGCUCCCGAUGUUAUCAAAAACAAUUCUAAUGUGGAAAACCUAACAGUAGAACAACACAAUGCUUUUGAGUCAAAAGAGAAUUUGUUGUUGAUUAACGGACCCGCAGGGGCGGGCAAAACUGUCAUAUUGUGUGGUAAAAUACUGCAACUGUUAGAGUCUGAUAUGAACAACAAAGUUGUGGUAUUUAAGUUUACUGGAGAAGGGAACAAUUCACAGCAUUAUCAAAACGACACUGAUCUGUUUCUGAACGCUUCAAUUGAAAGUGUAGAGGCGGUUAUGACAGAACUCAAAACUUUUGCUCAGUGCUCGGGGUGUAAAGCUAACAUCGACAAAACUAGAUGUAUUCCUUUAGGUCGAGCUCGUCUUAAUACAACUCUACUAGAAUCCCUUCAAAAAAACGGUCUCGCUAAAACCAACUGCCAUUUUACUCAAGACGUCCUUAAUUGUUACACUGAGUGGAAGAUAAGUUCGGUAAAUGCAGCCUUGGGUUCUAUUGAUCACUGCGUGUGGUACAAUCAAGCAAUAACCGACAUCGGGGCCAAACUUUGGAACAAUCAUCUGAUUGAUAAGGGAAUAUUUUACAUCUCAGAUUUCCUUUCUAUAGACCAAAGUACAAUCCUUAACUACGAUAUGUUCAUUAACAAGUGGGAGUUGUCUCCAAAUACUAUUUCCAAAACUGAGUACUUACAAGCUUUUAAUGAGGAUCACGACGUGUAG